GCUGAGCACCUGCUGAGCACAUCAUCAAGACAAAGACGCUGCAAGACAAAUCGCUGUCACCAUGAAGGCCGCACUCGCCACCAUCGCUGUCCUCGUCCUGGCUCUCGGCUUGACCUCUGAGGCUGUGCAGAUUGAAGAGAAUGGAUUGUUUUUCUCCCUGGAAGCCGUCAAGAGGCUCCAGGAGCUGACAGAGCUCAACAGUGUGACAGGACAACGAAGCCCACGACUCAGGGCGAACACCGUGUCCCUGUGUGCCGAUCCGCUGCUGCCACAGGAGUUCCUGCCCCUCUGUAAGCAGAGAGGAGCGUCUGCAUCCCUCGCUCGACUAGCUCUGGUUCCCAGGGACGUCUGUGAGAUCUGCGCUUUUGCUGCCUGCACCGGCUGCUAAACCAACACAAGCAGCCAGAAGCAUCUUUUCCAGCUUAAAACUUGUGAUUUUCUUUUCCUCCCCCCUCAAAACUAUAGUACUUCAGAGAAUUUCUAAAAAGAAAAAGAAUUAGCCUGCAAUGAUGAGAGAUUGAAAUGUUCCCUGAAUACACAAAAGGCCCCAAACAGAAAAACAAACAGACAAAGUGAGGUUAUUUUCUUCUUCUUGUUUUAACUGUAGCAUAUUAACUUUAUUUUU
Cottoperca gobio is the source of this 625-nucleotide messenger RNA. Its product is annotated as guanylin-like. The transcript is spliced from 3 exons. NCBI's taxonomy places the organism in Eukaryota, Metazoa, Chordata, Actinopteri, Perciformes, Bovichtidae. Gene Ontology annotation, cellular component: extracellular region. Gene Ontology annotation, molecular function: guanylate cyclase activator activity. The record is from RefSeq and is a predicted model, not a curated record. The coding region runs from base 62 to 388 and encodes 108 amino acids.